Messenger RNA from Ailuropoda melanoleuca (giant panda), 1588 nucleotides. RefSeq names its product serpin family C member 1 (gene SERPINC1). Gene Ontology annotation, biological process: regulation of blood coagulation. The record is from RefSeq and is a predicted model, not a curated record. Gene Ontology annotation, molecular function: serine-type endopeptidase inhibitor activity. NCBI's taxonomy places the organism in Eukaryota, Metazoa, Chordata, Mammalia, Carnivora, Ursidae. Bases 114 to 1511 code for a protein of 465 amino acids. The transcript is spliced from 7 exons.
CCACCUUAGCUUCUGGAACCUCAGUCAGAUUUAGAGGAAAGAACCAGUUUUCAGAGCGAUUGCCUCAGAACACACUAUCUCCACCCGGCUGGCCCUGUGGAAGAUUAGCAACCAUGUUUUCCAAUGGGAUAGGAACUGUAGCUGCUGGAAAAAGGAGGGUAUAUCUUCUGUCCUUGCUGCUCAUUGGCCUCUGGGGCUGUGUGACCUGUCACUGGAGCCCCGUGGAGGACAUCUGCACGGCCAAGCCCCGGGACAUUCCCGUGAAUCCCAUGUGCAUCUACCGGUCCGCAGAGAAGAAGGCCGUCGAGGAGGAGGGCGCAGAGCAGAAGGUCCCCGAGGCCACCAACCGGCGAGUCUGGGAACUGUCCAGAGCCAAUUCCCGUUUUGCCACCGCCUUCUACCAGCACCUGGCGGACUCCAAGAAUGACAACGACAACAUUUUCCUCUCGCCCCUGAGUAUCUCCACAGCUUUCGCGAUGACCAAGCUGGGUGCCUGCGACAACACCCUCAAGCAGCUGAUGGAGGUUUUUAAAUUCGAUACCAUCUCCGAGAAGACAUCUGACCAGGUGCACUUUUUCUUUGCCAAACUGAACUGCCGACUCUAUCGAAAAGUCAACAAAUCCUCGGAGUUAAUAUCGGCCAACCGCCUUUUUGGAGACAAAUCCCUUACCUUCAAUGAGACAUACCAGGACAUCAGCGAGGCGGUGUACGGAGCCAAGCUUCAGCCCCUGGACUUCAAGGAAAAUGCAGAGCAGUCCAGAAUGAUCAUCAACAAAUGGGUAUCCAAUAAGACCGAAGGGCGUAUCACUGAUGUCGUGCCCCAGGAUGCCAUCAACCCGCUCACGGUCCUGGUGCUGGUCAACACCAUUUACUUCAAGGGCCUGUGGAAGUCCAAGUUCAGCCCCGAGAACACAAGGAAGGAGCUGUUCUACAAGGCCAACGGGGAGUCGUGUUCGGCCUCCAUGAUGUACCAGGAGGGCAAGUUCCGCUACCGGCGAGUGGCAGAAGGCACCCAGGUGCUCGAGCUGCCCUUCAAGGGCGAUGACAUCACCAUGGUGCUCAUCCUGCCCAAGCCUGAGAAGCGCCUGGCCAAGGUGGAGCAGGAGCUCACCCCGGAGAUGCUGCAGGAGUGGCUGGAUGACACGACGGAGACGCUGCUGGUGGUGCACGUGCCGCGCUUCCGCAUCGAGGACAGCUUCAGCGUCAAGGAGCAGCUGCAGGACAUGGGCCUCGUCGACCUGUUCAACCCCGACAAGUCCCGGCUCCCAGGUAUAAUCGCAGAAGGCCGGAGCGACCUCUAUGUCUCAGAUGCAUUCCAUAAGGCCUUUCUUGAGGUCAAUGAGGAAGGCAGUGAGGCAGCGGCAAGUACUGCCAUUGGGAUUGCUGGCCGUUCGCUGAACCCCAACAAGGUGACCUUCAAGGCCAACAGGCCCUUCCUCGUUCUUAUAAGGGAAGUUGCUCUGAACACUAUUAUCUUCACGGGCAGAGUAGCCAACCCUUGUGAUAACUGAAGUGUUCUUUAUUUUUUGCACCUCUUCCUAUUUUGCUUUGUGAUACAAGUAAAAAUAAACACAACUACUCCCAAUUA